This is a messenger RNA of Eupeodes corollae, 1798 nucleotides long. RefSeq lists its product as uncharacterized. The coding region runs from base 174 to 1682 and encodes 502 amino acids. Gene Ontology annotation, cellular component: peroxisome. The transcript is spliced from 6 exons. The record is from RefSeq and is a predicted model, not a curated record. NCBI's taxonomy places the organism in Eukaryota, Metazoa, Arthropoda, Insecta, Diptera, Syrphidae. Gene Ontology annotation, molecular function: serine-type endopeptidase activity. Gene Ontology annotation, biological process: protein processing; regulation of fatty acid beta-oxidation.
GUUGUUGUGCAGUUGUUGGCCUAUUUGGCACUUUGGCUGGCUGAUUUGUUGUUUUCUUGUUUUCAUAACAAAAAACAAAAGAAAAAGACUUCUUUAUUAAAAAUUUUCCACUUGCAAAUUGGCAUAGACCAAGCGGAAAAUGAUAAGCUUUGAAAAAUACAAAUUGCCAUUAUAUGAAAAUGCUUCUUAAAAUACGUCACGGUAUUUUGGAAAUAAAAAACCAUCCAAAUACUCGGAUCUCGGCAAUAGUCAUAAAUGAUGAAAUCAUCCUUUCGUCUGGAAGUAUUCUAGAACCCUACAUUCAACCCCUGGGGGUAGGAGAACAAUGUCCACACUCGAAAAUUAUCGAUGAUCUUCAAAACAACUUGCUUAUCAAUGCCCAGGAAGAAUCUGACGAAUCGAAAUUUCUCAACUCACUCAAUUAUCAAAUAACCUUUGAUCAAAGAAGUCUAGUGAAUCAACCUCAGGUCUUAAGUCGACAUUGUGCUAAAUUACUUUAUCUAUUUAGCUGCAAAGAAGUGUCACAGUACAUUCGCCACAUUUGCGCAACAGGUGCCCAUUUCAAUGACUUACAAAAAGAGUGCUUCUUGGGAAGUUUCGUCGUUCUAUCGCUUCAGGGAAAAGACGAAAAAACUACCUUCCAGCGAUUCAUAGCCCAAAUCAAGCACUAUCUUACUUUUCUCUACAAAGUUGAAAAGUUGGACGAUGUCCUCACUAUUUGUACUCCCUUUGGAAUGGAAGAGUUCUAUAAAACCAUCAAUUUUGGUAAAAUAUCAAAUUUGAUUAGUUCCAAUGGAAGCUUGUUCGUUUUGUCCAACACUCUGCCAGUGGGAUGUGAAGGUUCAGCUGUUUUCAAUGACAAACUCCGACUUGUUGGAAUGAUUAUUUGCACAACUUUCCAACGGCAAGACAAGAAUGUUACUCUUACCCUUGCGGCAGGUUUUUCUUAUGUUAUGAGAGACUUUUUGCAGAAAAUAGGAAUAAAUGUUAGGUCCAUUGAAUUAGAGAGAAGGGUGUCAAGUUUUCAAUGGGAACGUAGUCUGGUCGUUGUGAUGACAAACAACCAACAAUGCACUGGAACUCUGGUUAAAAUCCUCAAUAAGCCUUUAAUCCUAACUUGCUCACAUGUUAUGCAAAAUGACAAUUCACCAAUUGCCUGCCGAAGUGCCUAUGGAAAUUUCCAAGCUGAAUUAGUCUGGAAAAAUCCCAACAUAAAUCAACCUUUUGAUGUGGCCCUCCUUAGACCAAGCUUACACAUUCCUAAUAAAUAUUUCGUUAAACUCGCAACAACCAGACCGCAUUCUGGUCAAAUGAUCUACAAUGCUGGAUUUCCGUUCUUUAUCAAUUAUCAGCAUGAUUUUAAUCCUUCGAUAUUUCAAGGUAGAAUAAUUAAGUACUCACCAGAAACAAUAAUCUCCGAUGGUUGUGUACAAGAUGGACAAAGUGGUGGGCCGAUGUUUGAUAAAAACGGGUGUGUUCUUGGAAUUUGUGUGAGUAAUUUAAAAUCGGAUGAUGUUAUUUUUCCGAAUUGUAAUACAGCCGUUCCGAUUAUUGGUAUUCGACAUACUUUAGAGCAGUAUGCAAAAACAGAUGAUGUAACAAUUUUGAAUAAUUUGGUAACAAAAGACACAUCGCCGUCGUCGUUGUGGCCGGCAACAUCAACGAUUCAAAGCAAACUUUAAAGACAUAUCUUUUUAAUAGUGUGAUAAAAAAACAAAUUAAACAAUAAGCAAUAUUAUUAUAAUGGUUUUUAUAUUUUAUUAAUUCGUUAAAUAAAAAUUUGGAUAUAUUUCAAUAA